UACUCUUCGGUAGUCAGUCGUCCGACAGACGCCGCGUUGUGAGCAUUACGUGUCUUUUACGUUAUCUCGAAUUUAACUUUUACCCUUUCGAGACAGUAACAGAGACGCGACAAUAGCACGUCUUGACUAUAUACCUUCCGACUAAUAUAUCGUAUUAUUAUCUUUCUUCCUUUCUACCAUCGUUGAAUACGUUUUAUCCGAAAGUUCUCUUUGUUUUUUUUUUAAUUUCGCGUGACGAAUAUAAGAGGAUAGAAGAUAAAGUUAAUUUCAAAUAAAUAUAACAAAAGAUCAUUAACAAGAAGGAUCGAUCAAACGAUCUUCGUAUACGCAAGCAUCAUAGGGUCGUUGCACUUGGGCUCGUUCUUGUUGAAUUUCCUCUCUUUCUCUAACACACAUACAUAUAUACACGCGCGCUUUAUAAAGAAAAGAAGUAGUUGGUACCGUUAGUUAAGUCAAUCUUCACUUCAGUUCUUUCAAGAAAAAGAAAGAUUUAUAUCUAAGGAUACAAAUAUUUAGAAGUGGUAAUCUCAUUUAUUUUGUUGUUGACAUUUUCUCCCAUUGGUGAGGAGUAUUAAAGAUUAAAAUUAAUAAGAAGAUUAAUUUCGAUUUCGAAGAAUUCGAGAGGAAGAAAAAGGUGGGAAUCGUUGGAUUUAGAAUCGAUAUCGUAAAGAUGCGUACCGUGAGCGAAGUUAUGAAAAAUCGUGCGAUCAGCUGACUAACCGAACUCUUUGGUGUUACGAGCUACGCCAGAAGGAACGACGGACGCGAACCAUCGUCUAUUACGAAGAAUUCUUCUUCUUCUUCUCAACAACGGCGGAGUUUAUCGAGCUGUUCCGUCAUGACGUUCGGCACGCCGUUCCACAACGAGAAAUCUCGUUUUGCUACCAUCGAUGCUACCAAUAGACCCAGUGCCAUGGCGGCUGAGGAUGGAAUGCUAAGUGGUGGCUUUGGUUCGAAAUUGAAGUGUCCAACCCCAAUUUCACGUUUGAGAGUGGAAAAAAUCGAGGGUGGUCUAAUGGUGGCUGGAGUUGUAAUAGCGGCGAACUGCCAGAUUGCUCUUCCGGCAUUUGGAUUUCUUUUCAUGCUCGUCGGCGCUGUGCUUACUGCCGCCUCGUAUCGUGGCCCAGGUGAAGACGAGGAUAAGGACUCGUAUGCUGCUCGCAUAGCCUUCACCGGAAACUCUCGUAUCCUUGGGCCGAUAUGCAUCAUCGUUGGUGCACUUAUGCUUGCUCUAGGUGUACUACUUUGCAUGUUGACGAGACGUGCGAGAAAAAGAGAACGCAGAGUGGGCUUCCACUGUCCUUUACAUGGGGAUUUCUACCCUCUCAGUCCUGUUCAGAGUGUUAAGAUGCUUGGAAUUUCAGGAAAGAGUGCCAGCGGAUGGCCAAGGAUACCCUGUUUGAAAAGUCGUACGAUGAGUAAAACUGGUGCAAAUGGUACCCACGUUGGUCCACCACAAUGUCCACAUUCUGUGUUAAGCAGUACAAGAAGUUCGGUGAGCAGUUCGCCAUUAAGUCCAUGUCCGACGCCGAUGCCAUUCCUCGUAACUUCCGGUUCAGUCAGCAGUGGCAUGGUGCAAAGUGUUGGGGCCAAUUUGUCGCCGGACCAAACAUUCGGAUCGAUUCGGUCGCUUUCAGUGACAAGAGAAGUCGCAAGUUUUCCGUUAUCGCGAACACCUACGCCACCCCCGCAACACAGGCCAUCGAUGCUGGCUAAUAACGAGGAACUUGUUGGCGUUGGUAGUCCAUUGAGAGAGGCCUCACCGAGACCGGAAGUGCGUGUGGUCGCACCAGCCCAUCGACCUCCGUCCGGGCUUGCUGUUGUUCAGUCAAUGACAACGACAAACAACAUUGUCGCACCAAAUAUGAUGACGACUUUAACGACAGCGACGACGACUACGACAACAAUGACUACUUCGACGUCGUCGUCAUCGUCAACGACGACAACAACAACGGCAACAGGAACAGCAACUACCAAUCGUAAAUCGGUGAGCAUACUACUUCCGGAACACACAAGUGGAUGACCCCAACAACAUGGCUUUGUGCAUCGCUGCGACGACGAUCCCCUACCGAUUUAAGAUACUUACAGGGGAAAGGGUUUUAAAAAAAGGAGGAGGAGGAGGAGGAGGAGGAGGAGUAGGAGUAGGAGGUAGUGGUGGAGGGGGGAGAUGAAAGACGAGUCACAAAGAGAGAAGAGAGAAUAACGAACCCGAACUUAUCUCCCUCUUCCUUUCUCUCUCUCUCUCUCUCUCUUUCUCCUUCUGUCUCUCUUUCUCUUCUCCGGACUUUUUUCUUUUAACUCCUACGUACCACUCGUCCUCCUACGUUAGAACAUUAUCGAGAAACCCGUCGUAGCUAUAUACGCUCGUGUUCCCUAUUUAAAAAAAAAAAAAAAAAGAAAUAAAGAGAGAGAUAAAGAUUAAGAGAAGAAGAGAAAGAGAAAGAGAGAGAGAGAGAGAGAGAGAGAGAGAGAAAGAGAUCAUUCCGAGCUCUAAUGCUGAACUACAAAAGUUUCGAAAAAAAUAGAGAGAAACAAGAUUGAAGAUGAAAAUAUGUGAAAACUAAGAUAGAUAAAUAGAGGGAGAGAGAGAAAGAGAGAGAGAGAGUGAAAGGAAGAGAAAAAAAAAUAGAUCAAUUCAAUGAAAGAGAGACAAAGAUAGAGAGAACGAAGCCAUCGUGCUCUCAACCGUGUUUUAUUUCGACGGCUCCGUUGUCUCGUUCCUGGAUCUCUGCCAUGACGUAGACAGAGGCGAGCAAAGUUCCGGACGAUACAAACGUUUAUUCCUAAUAUUAUAGGGAUUUUAAAAUAACAAUAUGGAGGAAGAAGAUAGACACCAAUACGAAUGGGAUGAUUGAAUCGAUCAAUGGUAGAGAAUUAUCCUUUAUAUUUUGGUUUCUUUUUCUUCUUGUUUUGUGAGAUGAAUACUUUAAACGCGUUCGCCAUUAUUAUUUUAUUUUGUAUUUCACAUCAGUCAAAUCGAUUUCUAUUGGUUGAUAAUCAUGUCGAUUAUUUUCAAACAAUGGCGUUCGCGAUGCAGGACGGACAAAUUUUUGGUAAAAAAAGAAAAAAAAAACAGUAGUUUGAUAAUCACUGGGAGCCAUUUUCCUUUGUUGUUCUUAUCGACGGGGGUUCAACGAUCAUGUCGAAUAUUUCGAAACGAUGGUGCUCAAUGCAUGGCAUUUAAAAAAAAAAUGUUAAAUUAUAUUUAUAUUUUAAUAUUGGAUUGAGAGAGAGAGAGAGAGAGAGAGAGGUGGAUUUAUCGCAAAUUCAUAGAGGAAAAACAAUUAUUGAUGGUGUUUUAAUGUAAUUAAUUAAUAUCAUUAGAUUUUUCUCUCUGAUAGGAAAUAUUAAUUGAUCGUAUAAAUGUGAUUAAAAUGAGACAAAAUUAAUACAAAUAUUUAAGAUACACAAAAUAAUUAUAGAAAAGAAAGAAAAGGGAAAACGAGUGAAAGAGAGACACGAUACGAUAUAGAGUUGGUAUUAAAAAAUAAGAAGAAAAAAUAAAACUACGAAAUAUAUUCCUUGACAAUCCGCCUAUCGCAAAUUUUAGCCUAUGUGAAACCCGAAUUUUGCUGAUUUAUAUACUCUCUAUUCGACAUGAGUUUAAUGUAUAGAUAAUUAUAAAUAUAUUAUAAAUAUACGUACACAGGGUGUUUAUCCAAAACAUACAUAUGAUAAAUUCGGGUUAGUGUUCUAAUCAUUUUUUAGGUUACGAAAAGUAGAAUUAAACAAACAAAGCCUUCACAAAAAGUUACUUAUUUGAUAGCUUAUAAUAUAUUAAUGUACAGGAAAGACUUCGAAAAGUUCCUAGAUGGAUAAAAAUAAAUAUAAAAUGUCGUAGAUAAUUUUAAAAAUCAAUUGCUAUUCUUUCUCGAGACUAUUUAAGAUCAUUUUUUUCAUAUUUCAAAACUAACAAGCCUAAUAACGAAUCCUAAAUAGUCUCGAGAAAAAGAAAUAAUGAUUGGUUUUUAAAAUUCCCCUAGAAACGUUUGUUCUUGUCGCGCCUAGAAACUUUUCAGGAGUUCCCCUGUGGAAUUUUUUUCUUUGCAAUUAACCAAAAAAAAAAGAUACCAAGAGACACGGACACGAUUUACACGGUUUUAGAAGAUUUUUUAAUACGCGCGAUUGAUUGAUUUUUUUUUUUUUUAUAUAUAUACAUAUAUAUAUAUAUACAUUAAACAUCCCGAAUUUAUUACGAAAUAUUUAGAACUUGUUAUAAAAAGCAUCUCCUCCAUUUUUUACUUCGAAAUAGUUCCCCGAAAGAAUGGAAAAGAAAGAAAUGUGACUGACAAUUGUCGAGGAAUGAAAAAAUAAGAUUAAAAAGAAAGGAAGAAAGGAAAGAGAAGAAGAAAAAUGCAAAAUGAUUUCUUGCGUGUUUGACAUUCCACAGUAAAAAUUUCAUAUAAGUACGACAAUCAGUCAUACGAGAAUUUUAAACCUACCUUAGAUGGGAAAAGAGAAAAAUAGGGAGAGAGAGAGAGAGAGAGAGAAAGAGAAAAAGAGAAAAAGAGAAAAGAAAUAAAAACAGAACUACCCAAUCUUCUAGAACACAUAGAACAAAAAUGAGAACAAAAGAGAGAAAGAAAUAGAAACAAAAUAAGGGAGAGAAAGAGAUAGACAAAGAGAGAAGAAACACGUAAAACUUAACCAAAGAAUAAUAGCAAGAAUUACGUUUCUUUCUUCGACGAAAAAAUUCGAAUAAAUAGUGUCUCGACAAAUUAUUUGUUAUUGUUAGUAUUAUAAUAACAUUAUUAUUAUCAUCAUUAAAACAAGCAAGCUUCUUUAUCGACAAAAAAAUUACGAUCUUUUUUUUUCCCGGUUAUUUCAAACUGACAAAGGAAAAAGAAAAAAAUGACAAAAUCAAAUCGAAUAAAAUGAAAUAAAAAAAUGAAUAUAACAUUUUAAUAAAAAUUGAUAAACGUAUAGGGGACACGUUAAGAAUCAUAUACGAGCAUGAAUAAAAAUAUGAUAAAUGUGAUAAAGACGCGAAUAGGGUGAUUGAUUUAGGGAAAGAAAAGAAAAAAACUUAAUUUACUUAAUAUUUAAGCGUCUCUAGAUGUUCGAUAACAAAGAGAGAGAGAAAGAGAGAAAGGGAAGUAAAAUAAUGAUCGAAUAAAUAUACACACGCAUACGCAUACAAACACAUUCAUGCAUACAUACAUUUACACAUGAGUACACACAAAAUUUGUUCUUCUCUUUGAAUAAAAAUUUAAAAAAUAUAUAUUAAGAAAAAAAAAACACACACACACAAUGAACAUCGUUAAUAUGCCUGUGGCAUGACGGUAUAUUACCGACAAAGAUCUCGAUGGAAUUGACGAUAAGAAAGGAAGAAGAUAGAGAAAAAGAGAGAAAGAAAAAUAGAGAUAGAAAUAGAGAUAGAAUUGCAUUUGUUAAGACAACUUUUUUUUUUUUUAAUGAUCAUUAUACCGAAGGUGCUCUACGAAACGGUGCUUGAUCGAAUAAUUAAAACAGCAAUCAUUGUGUGGGGGUAAAAUGAUAGAACAGAAAGAGACAGAGAGAGAGAGAGAGAGAGAGAGAGAGAGAGAGAGA
Messenger RNA from Polistes canadensis, 5550 nucleotides. RefSeq names its product mucin-5AC-like. The coding region runs from base 839 to 2023 and encodes 394 amino acids. NCBI's taxonomy places the organism in Eukaryota, Metazoa, Arthropoda, Insecta, Hymenoptera, Vespidae. The record is from RefSeq and is a predicted model, not a curated record. The transcript is spliced from 6 exons.